Leopardus geoffroyi (Geoffroy's cat) is the source of this 3528-nucleotide messenger RNA. RefSeq names its product CUGBP Elav-like family member 5 (gene CELF5). Lineage: Eukaryota; Metazoa; Chordata; Mammalia; Carnivora; Felidae. The coding region runs from base 132 to 1589 and encodes 485 amino acids. The record is from RefSeq and is a predicted model, not a curated record. Gene Ontology annotation, molecular function: mRNA binding. Gene Ontology annotation, cellular component: ribonucleoprotein complex; nucleus; cytoplasm. Gene Ontology annotation, biological process: mRNA splice site recognition; regulation of alternative mRNA splicing, via spliceosome. The transcript is spliced from 13 exons.
GGAGGCGGGAGGCGGCGUCCGUCGCUCCAGCUGCGAGUCCGCCCGCCGCCCGCCGCCCGCCGCCGCCGCCGCCGCCGCCGCCGCCGCCGCCGCCGGCUCGGUCCCGCGCCCGCCGCCCGCCCGCGCCCGCCAUGGCCCGCCUGACGGAGAGCGAGGCGCGCCGGCAGCAGCAGCAGCUUCUGCAGCCGCGGCCCUCGCCCGUGGGCAGCAGCGGGCCCGAGCCCCCCGGGGGGCAGCCCGACGGCAUGAAGGACCUGGACGCCAUCAAGCUCUUCGUGGGCCAGAUCCCGCGCAACCUGGACGAGAAGGACCUCAAGCCGCUCUUCGAGCAGUUCGGCCGCAUCUACGAGCUGACGGUGCUCAAAGACCCCUACACGGGCAUGCACAAAGGCUGUGCCUUUCUCACCUACUGUGCCAGGGACUCCGCCAUCAAAGCUCAGACUGCCCUGCACGAACAGAAGACCUUGCCCGGGAUGGCGCGGCCGAUCCAGGUGAAGCCUGCGGACAGUGAAAGCCGCGGAGGUAGGGACCGGAAGCUGUUUGUGGGGAUGCUGAACAAGCAGCAGUCGGAAGAGGACGUGCUGCGGCUGUUCCAGCCCUUUGGGGUCAUCGACGAAUGCACCGUGCUCCGCGGGCCUGACGGCAGCAGCAAAGGCUGUGCCUUUGUGAAGUUCUCCUCCCACACCGAGGCCCAGGCGGCCAUCCACGCGCUGCACGGCAGCCAAACCAUGCCGGGUGCCUCCUCCAGCCUGGUGGUCAAGUUUGCCGACACGGACAAGGAGCGGACGCUCCGGCGCAUGCAGCAGAUGGUGGGCCAGCUGGGCAUCCUGACGCCGUCCCUCACCCUGCCCUUCAGCCCCUACAGUGCCUACGCCCAGGCUCUCAUGCAGCAGCAGACAACGGUCCUGUCCACGUCGGGCAGCUACCUGAGCCCUGGCGUGGCCUUCUCACCCUGCCACAUCCAGCAGAUCGGCGCCGUCAGCCUUAACGGGCUGCCUGCCACACCCAUCGCCCCUGCCUCUGGACUGCACUCGCCCCCGCUGCUUGGUUCCACUGCCGUGCCCGGGCUCGUGGCUCCCAUCACCAAUGGCUUCGCAGGUGUCGUGCCCUUCCCUGGGGGGCACCCUGCCCUAGAGACCGUGUAUGCCAAUGGCCUUGUGCCCUACCCAGCUCAGAGCCCGACCGUGGCCGAGACCCUCCAUCCUGCCUUCUCCGGAGUCCAGCAGUACACAGCCAUGUACCCCACCGCGGCCAUCACGCCCAUCGCGCACAGCGUCCCCCAGCCGCCGCCCCUCCUGCAGCAGCAGCAGCGAGAAGGUCCCGAAGGCUGUAACCUGUUUAUCUACCACCUCCCCCAGGAGUUUGGAGACACGGAGCUGACGCAGAUGUUCCUGCCCUUCGGCAAUAUCAUCUCCUCCAAGGUGUUUAUGGAUCGGGCCACCAACCAGAGCAAAUGUUUUGGCUUCGUGAGCUUUGACAACCCGGCCAGCGCGCAGACCGCCAUCCAGGCCAUGAACGGCUUUCAGAUCGGCAUGAAGAGACUCAAAGUGCAGCUGAAGCGGCCCAAAGACCCGGGACACCCCUACUGACCGCGCCCACAGCCGCCCGGAGGCUGCGGGCCUGGCCCAGGUGAGGGGCCUUCCCACCCCAGGAGGGCCUCCCGCUUCCAACCGACCCCGGACUUUUCCGUAAAUUACAACCAAGUUUGGACACCAGCCCCACCCCCUCCCGUCUCCCCUUGCCCCCCCCCCCGCCUGCCCCCUAAUGUGAAACACUACUGCGGGCCACACGGAGUGGGAAGGGGGCUUCGUGGUCCGCCCCAGCUGGGGAGGGGGGCUCCUGAGUUGGGGGCCGAGGGCUUCACUGCCCCCACCCUUGGUGGCUUCCCCAAAUUAAAUCACAACUUUUCCUAUAUAUAUAUAUAUGCAUAUAUAUAUAGAGCUAUAGACAGUAUAUAUAUUUUUUGAGUAUAGAUCAUGGGACCAAACUUUUCCGACUUCCUUCCAUCCAAGAGAAGGUGACCCUGGCCCGGUCACUCAGCAGGGACAUAAGAAGGGCUGAGGAUGACCGGGCAGCCCAGUGUGUCCCCACCUCCCGCUGUCAUGUCAGACCAGGGCACGGAGAAGCACUGGGAAUCAUCAGCCAACGCGAUAUACCUCCAGGACAUUGGGCCCCUGCCACCGACGUUCUCGCAGGCCCUUGGGCUCGGCCAGCUCGAGUGUCCCUGGUCUUAGCUGCAGCUUCUGGAACCCCUACCCCCUCCCUCACCCCAGGGCCCUGCCUUCCCCGACGUAGGCAAAGAAGAGACCCCCCCUGGCCUCCCACCCCCACCCCCGUCAUAGCCUUACUCAUGUGACCAAUAGCCCUUAGCUUUCCGUCAGGGGCAGACAGGGUCGGGGGAGCCCCCCUGCCCCUCGUGCCCCCUCCCAAGGGCAGGCAGCCGCCCUCCCUGCCUUCGGAUCACCAGCCUGGAGUUCACGAUCUCAUGACCAAGAUCGCCACGCGCGUUGGACAAACCCAACCCGCUCUGGCCCAGCACCCCUUUACCAGAGAUACCUCUACAAAUAAUUUUUUUUUUUUUUGAAUUUUGGUCUUUCUGAGAAGAUACAAAGAAGAAAAGAGAAAAAAAAAAUGGGGAAAAAAAAUCAGACAACAGUGGAUUUUUGUUUCCUAGUUGGGGCGGGGAGGGAGGUCUUGUGGGGCGCCUCUGUAUAGCUACUCAAACCGCGAAAACCCAUCUUGAAGCACAGAGUCAAGUUCGUUGGACGUCCAGUGGGGCCUCUUGCCAAAUGAGGCACCAGAGAACUUCAUAAGCUCAAGAAAAAAAAAAAAAAUUUGUAAAGAAAAAACAGCCUUCCCUUUUGUUUCUACCAAAAUGUGUUGACUGACCCAGAAAAAAAAAAAAAAAAAAGAAAAAAAACACAUAGCAAAAAAAAAAAAAAAAAAAGGAAAAGAAAAAAAAAAAUCUUAUGACCAACUUGUUUCGAUAUUCCAGAGUUUGAUAAUUGUUCCGAGACACUCUAGCGUGCCUGUGUCCUGUGCGUCUGCGUGUGCAAGCGUGUGCUCAGGGGCCACGAGGGGGCCUCGUCCGCGUCCCCGGCACCUGCCCAGCCCCGGCCAGGCCUGCUUGGGAGAGCGUGCUGGCGUGCAGUGGCGUUGCGUCCUUCUGGUCCAUGUUUACUGGCUGUAAAUACCAUUUUUAUACUCCACAUCGAAGACCUACGUGAUUUGUACGAUGUACUUUAUUUCUGCUACGAGUAAUUUCAUGAAGUUUCAACUUGCAAACCGACUUUUGGAGACAAAUCGCCACACACACACACACACACACACACACACAGAGAAAAGGAAGACAAGAAAGGAACUUACAGGGAACUUUGGGUGGACUGGGUUUGCAUUUCUGGCUGGAGAGGUCCUUGGCACUGUGGUGUGUUUCAGGUGAGAAGCUGCAACCAUCAUCUUAAUGUCCAAACGCCUCUCUUCGGUCUGGAGAAACUGAAAGUUUAUUUAAUAAAAGUUUUACUUGCUAAA